Molecule: messenger RNA, 2859 nt
Organism: Fibroporia radiculosa
Lineage: Eukaryota; Fungi; Basidiomycota; Agaricomycetes; Polyporales; Fibroporiaceae
Exons: 13
Coding region: 1-2859 (952 amino acids)
Biological process (GO): transmembrane transport
Molecular function (GO): oligopeptide transmembrane transporter activity
Source: RefSeq, a predicted model, not a curated record
AUGGCCAGGCCACCGUCCAGCUCUGCAGGACGACCCUACACCGCCGACAGACCAUACUCGGCGCGUCCGACCACCGCGGGGGCCUAUUUCGACCAUGAUCCGCAGUUUACUUAUUCCCAGGACCAGCACUAUACCAUCGACGAGGACGAAGAUGAAGAGUCCGAGGCAGAGGACGUCUUUGCCUUUGGCCCUCCCCCCACCGCACCCGAACCAUCACCCCACGACGACCAUCUCUACACCAUCCCUGACACCCCCGUCUCGCCAGCCUUCCCCACCUCGCUCAUAGCAUCUGCUCCAAUAACCUUCCCCCCGCCUACCUUCGAUUUUUACGCGCGAGAGCAUCAUCCCGUUCCCAUCCCUGGCCCUUCGACCGUGCAUCCGCGUCAUCCUUAUCCUCUCAGCCCCGUCGAAACACCCCCGUCGACCGACUCUCAAUCUCACGAUGACGACCCAUAUCGCCUCCGCCGACUUAGCCGACCAUCUUCCUCCCCCCUGGUUGGCGUAAAACCGGGCAGGUUCUCUGGAAUCACCUCCGCUCUCGGUUCCAGAGGUGCCCAUAUAUCCCUUUCUGACGCGAAGGAGAAGUAUAGGGAAACCUCUGAGGAUACAGACUUCAAAGGCAUCUCUCCUACGCCCGGGUCUGUCAGCUUCUCCAGCAUGUUGGAUGUCGAUAGCCAAGAGGGCUCUGUCAAAAUGGACUAUGACUUUAACGAGAUCGAGGAGGAGGAUAGCCCAUAUCCUGAAGUAAGAGCCUCGGUAUCAAACAUCGAUGACCCCGAGAUGCCAGUAUUAACUUUGAGGAUGUGGGUUUUGGGCAUUUUACUAACCGUCGUAUCUGCGGCUGCGAAUAUGUUCUUCAACGUUCGUCAGCCGGCUCCGAGUAUCACAGCGACUCUUCUCGUCCUCAUCUGCCACCCAGUGGGCAAGCUUCUUGCGGACUGGCUUCCCAUUCAGACUUACCGUCUUCCGCGCUGGCUUGGGGGUGGUGAGGUCUCCCUCAAUCCAGGACCUUGGAAUAUCAAGGAACAUGCAUUGGUUUACAUGAUGGCCAAUGUUGCAACCGGUCCUCCAUUUGCUAUUCAGGCUACUAUCUCCUUUCAGAUCAAUUAUAAUGUCAACUAUGGAUAUUGGUUCAACGUUCUGCUCGUCCUUGCAACACAACUUACGGGCCUCGGUCUGGCAGGAAUGUGCAAGCGAUUGUUGGUCUGGCCAGCAAGUCUCGUCUGGCCGCAGAACCUGAUUGUCUGCACUUUGCUCAAUUCUCUCCACGCCGAGAACGAUACUAGUGGUGGUCUCUCAAGGUUCCGUUACCUGGUAUAUGUCGGCACUGCAGCUUUUGUCUUCUACUUUCUUCCAGGCUAUCUAUUCACCGCCUUAUCGGUCUUUUCGUGGGUUUGCUGGAUCGCUCCCAAUAACGUACCCGUCAAUCAAAUGUUCGGGAUUGAAUCAGGACUUGGAAUGGGUAUUCUCACCUUCGACUGGACUCAGAUCAGCUGGAUCUCUAGUCCGCUCAUGGUACCAUGGUGGGCACAGGCUCAGGUUUUUACUGGCUUCGUGUUAUUCUACUGGAUCGCCACGCCUGCCUUGUACUAUACCAACGUUUGGGACCUCGCGUACUUCCCCAUGCUAUCUAACUACUUAUACGACAGAUUCGGCGAGCCAUACAACGUUAGUUUGGUCCUCGACAGUCAGGCAAAUCUCAAUCAAACUGCGUAUGAUAACUACUCACCAUUAUAUCUUCCUGCUGCGUACGCCAUGACGUAUCUCAUGUCCUUCGCGUUAUCGACGUGUGUCAUUGUACACACUGUCCUGUACCACGGUCAGACUAUCUGGAGGUCGUUGAAGCGUCUCCAAGGUGAAGAGGACGACAUACACGCAAAGCUGAUGCGUUCGUAUCCCGAGGUGCCGCAAUGGUGGUAUGCAAUAUCGUUCCUUGGGCUCGGCUGUUUGGGUAUCAUUGCAUUGGAGGUUUGGCACACGGGCGCGCCCAUCUGGUUCCUCUUACUAGCAUUGGCAAUUCCUAUUGUUUACAUCAUUCCUUCCGGAUAUGUCUAUUCAAUUAGUGGUCAAGACGUUGCUAUCAAUAUCCUUGCCCAAGUUGUCCCUGGGGUGCUUUUACCAGGAAAACCUAUCCCUAACAUGAUCUUCAAAUCGUUUGCUUUGCAAACAUUGUAUGAGGGUGUUCGAUUCAUGCAAGACAUGAAACUUGGCCACUAUAUCAAGAUACCGCCACGGGCGACUUUCGCAGUGCAACUUACGUCGACUAUGAUGGCGGGGUUCGUUCAAUGCGGCAUGCAACAGUGGAUGUUUGAGAGUGUGCCCGACAUAUGCACUCCUCAUCAGAAGUACGCUCUGACCUGUCCACACAACGAAGUCUUCUACGAGGCCUCAGUAAUCUGGGGAGUCAUCGGUCCUACACGUCAAUUCGGCUCGGGCUCUAUUUAUCACCCAGAGUUGUAUGCUUUAAUUGUUGGUGUCUUCCUCCCUAUCCCUUUCUGGUUAUGGAUUCGACAUUACCCCGACUCGAUCGUCCGCUAUAUCAACAUGCCUAUCGUCUUGACUAGUAUUUCAUCCAUUCCCCCGGAGACUGGUAUCAAUUACUCGUCUUGGUUCCUGGUCGGAUUUAUUUUCCAAUAUUGGAUCCGACGGCGGCACUUUGCUUGGUGGAGCAAGUUCAACUAUGUGACGAGUGCUGCGCUGGAUAGCGGUACUGUUAUUUCCUUGCUUGUAAUAUUCUUUACGCUGGAGUUCCCGAAGGGCGGUAUCAGCAUCAGCUGGUGGGGAAACAACGUAUGGCAAAACACUGCGGACUACAGAGGGACGCCCUUCAAGCCAACGCCACCAGGCGGUCUGACAUAG